Molecule: messenger RNA, 2067 nt
Organism: Pleurotus ostreatus (oyster mushroom)
Lineage: Eukaryota; Fungi; Basidiomycota; Agaricomycetes; Agaricales; Pleurotaceae
Exons: 4
Coding region: 1-2067 (688 amino acids)
Source: RefSeq, a predicted model, not a curated record
AUGUCGCCCAACUCACCUCAUUCUCCCCCUCGCCAUGUCAAUUCUCUUGCAAUGUACCAGUCUACACCACUGAAAUUUAAAGCAUCAGGCUACAAGGCCCACAAGAUUGAGACUGCUGGUUUUCAAGAGAACAGAAAGGCUAUGUGCAAAGAAAUGACCGGAUUCUGGGUCGGCCCGUGCGAGGUCGACAAGUUCUUCGAGCUUACGAUGCCCAUCGCUGCGGAUACGCAAGAGACGCUUCCGAAUAUUAGGACCGACUUUUUCUCUGGACUCAAGCCAAGCAAGGAAAAAGAUUUAUAUCCAAGGCUUGUGGAAUUUUGUGGAGAAGAUAACGAGAAUUUCCCUGAAAUCAAGCUAGUCGACACCUCAGCCCACCCUGAUCCGGAUUCCAAACCUGGCGCCAAAGUCAGGCCAGAUGUCUCCGGAUACGAUAACAACCUUGAGAUUGACGAAAAUGCGCCUACACGACUCGGAGAUGCCCAAUUUGGUGUCGAGGUCAAGGACACUCAAGUCGAGCCCUUUCAUGACGGCGAUAGGAACCUCGAAACAAUCGACGGUGCUCCUUUCGAGACUAGUACGGACAUAGGAAAGCAGACUCGCGGUCAACUAGUCACAUAUGCGGUCGAAUUUUGCGGUCGCCAACAUCGAACCCAUCUCUUCCUCGUAUACAUUUACUUCCCCUUCGCACGCCUCAUACGGUUUGAUCGAUCUGGCGCCCUCGUCUCAAAACGUUUCAAUUUUACCAAGGAUUGUACUCCGCUGAUUCGCUUCUUCCAUCGGUUCUCGAAGAUGACCCUCGCUGAAAGAGGAUACGACCCAACUGUGCGCGUAGCCAGCAAGAAGGAGUACGCUUAUGCUCGUGCUCUUCUCAACGAUUGGGCCCCGCAACACGAACGUCCUGUCUUCAAGAUGGAUGUUCACGACAGCAAAACGAAUCGCAUUCACCAGUUUCUUGUUUGGGGUUCCCUGGCUGAUCCAGAGUCUCCGCUGGGCCGAGCGACCCGCGGUUAUCCAGCGGUCGAAGUGACGAACGGGUUGCUCCCAGGCGCUCAACCAAUGUUUCUCAAGGAGCAAUGGCGUUCGACGGCUCUUGGUCAAGAGAUUGAUACCCUCCGAGAACUGAACAAGGAAGGAGUUCCUUACGUCCCGACUCUCGUAUGCGGAGGAGACCUUCCUGGUCAGACAACGAGGACGCAGGACUACGUCAGUGAGAUUGAGAGAAGAGGAGACAAGCCCAUCGACUGUCGUGUGCACGUCCGCUUCGUGGUCUCAGAGGUUGGCUUCCCGAUCGAGCGCUUCUCCUCGUCCAAGCAGCUUGUCCAAGUGGUGUAUCACGCAUUCCAAGCGCACAAGGUGGCGUACACGAAGUGUCAGCUGCUCCAUCGUGAUGUCAGCGGCGGGAACAUUUUGAUCCAAAGGAAUGGCAAUGGCUUAUUGAGCGACUGGGAUAUGGCGGUGAAAGAAGAGGACAUUCAGAACGGGCCGAGAGCCCACGAACGGACUGGAACCUGGGCAUUCAUGUCCAUUGCUCUGCUAGAACACCCGACACGGCGACACAGAGUCGACGAUGAUCUUGAAUCACUCUUCUGGGUAGUGCUAUACUAUAGCCUCGUCUACCUCCCCCAUAACAAACUCAGCAAACUUCCGAAGCUCGUCCGGCACAUCUUCGAACAAUACGAAGAUGAUGAUGACGACGAGGAGGUGCUAGGCGGGGCAGGGAAAUCACAAGCUGUACUGAAAGGCAAGUAUGUUGGACGCCAUGCGAACCCUCCUCUACGCUUCGCGGAAUGUGAACCGCUUACGGCCUUCGUGGCGAAGGUGCUGUCAUUGUUGAAGCGGGGUGGACUUGCUAUAAUUAGUGAAGACUCGGAAGACGAACCCUCUGAUCCUCAACUAAUGUACAAGGACAUGGAGCCUAUCUGGCAGGCAGCCCUGGAUUCCUCCGCCUGGCCGACAAACGACAGAGCCAAGAACCAACUUUCGAAGAAAAGGGGAGCCCCUGACGAUGAGCAAGAAGAUGAUAGUGAAAAACGAAAAUCCAAGAAAGCGAAGACAUGGAACGCUUGA